Molecule: messenger RNA, 1810 nt
Organism: Armigeres subalbatus
Lineage: Eukaryota; Metazoa; Arthropoda; Insecta; Diptera; Culicidae
Product: myoneurin-like
Exons: 3
Coding region: 173-1798 (541 amino acids)
Source: RefSeq, a predicted model, not a curated record
UGGAAGUGGAACGCACGCGAACAGCGCGAACGUAAUUUUUAUCGUAGAUUUUGAUAAUUUAUCGCGAAUAAAUUUAGCAAUAAGUCUCGUGAACAAAUUUGGUAUCAUUCGCAAAUAAAUUUAGGUUCAAAACAGGUUUUAUUUCCAAACAGCAAACAGGCAAUUUUGAGAAAUGAAUUUCGUUUCUGCAAUUAGUGCUCUACAAAGCAAUCAAAGCAAGCCAUCCCCUUUCGAAUUGGAAUUCGAGCGUUUCCGGUUCGAUGGGUUAACGCCAUUUUCCAGCAAUUUGUCGAGAAAACCGGAAAGCAACGUCAAUUCAUCAAUCGAACUUGUAGAUCAAUGUCCCAUCUGCUACCGGAAGUUUUUCAAGGGUUUCAUUUUUGAGCAUCACGUGGCCAGUCACAGCAGAGAGAACUCGCUUCCAUGCCAAUUGGACGGAAAAGGCGAACCGCCUAAAACCACGCAGAUUCAGAACUCCCGUUCAAUAAGCUCAAAUGAAAGCGGCCCUUUGAAGUGCCACGACUGCGGAAAAACAUUCAACCGAGUUUCGUCCCUUCUGGAGCAUCGAAAAACUCAUUUACCGGAUGAUAGUUUCGUUUGUGCCCUCUGUGGUGCUGCAUUCGGUCAGAAGAUCCAUCUGAAAACUCACCUGGAGUCGGUCCAUCCGAAAGACAAACCGUUCGAGUGUUCGGAUUGCCGUCGGCGGUUCUCGAAGAUGGCCAACUUAGUCCAGCACCGGAAGGCAACGCACGACAUGAAAGGCGUCCAGCAAACGAUCGGUUUUCGGUGCGACAUUUGCAAUUGCGGAUUCGACAAACAACACUCGUUGCGGAUGCAUGAGCGGAAGGUGCACGGAAUCCAACGGCAGGAUGAUGCGCAGCAGAUUGCUACGAUUCCCGCGAUACCCCCGAUUCCGCCGAGCGUCACAACGCUGCUCAUCCCGGCGAUAGGAACAUCGGCCCUAGCCGUUGCCAAAUCUCGGGGGGAAGUUCCCUUCGCGGUGCUACACUUGAUGAAUGAGAUUCCGUUGAUUGUCCGAGUGAUAGAGCAGGGAAAUUGCACUGUUCUGAAGGCGGCGGAGAAUCGUGACUUCCGCGAAUCGCAGCGUGGUGGUCCAGGGCUAGAGGAGGCCAAAAGUGUCACCAUUGCUGUGGUCGCGACAAUCCGGCAGAGGAUCGAUCCGCACGGUGUUAUGUGUUACGAAAUUUCCGAACCGGUUUCGAACUACAAAGCGAACGAUAUUCCGCAACUGGAGCCAUGCAAUGAAGUGCUGCAGGAAUCGUUGGCCAGUGGCGAUGUGUACAAGACACUAACCCAACUGAAUGUCACAGAGGUGACUACCUCUUCGGGCGGGGCGGCGCCAAGGAGUGGAAGAUUGCCAGUUUGCCGACCACGUGAAGUGAACAGUUCCCUCCCUUCCACUUCGGGCAUCAACAAACUGAAGCGAAAGGUUACUCCAAGCAAGAAGAACGCAAUUUCCGCCCCGAUGAAGCGAAUCCCCCCGGCACAACCGAACGUCGUUACGGUGGUGGAAAAUGCGGCAGGCUACGGUGGUGCCCCGUUGCCAUUCAGUGAGCGCAACUUUCAAGACAUAGUGACGGGGUCCUUGCUGUCGCCGGAACGUAAAGCGAUCAGCAAGUCGAACCGCCCGCAGGAAGUGGUUCAUGUGGAACCGGACGACCCGUUCCGCGACAUUGAUGUGGUGGACCUCAUCCACACCGGUACCGAAAUGAUGCUGAGUGGUAUGGAUAUCGAUAUCGAAGAGCCCGAUCAUGGAAUUUACAUUCCGGCACUGUGAGAGGAGGUUUGG